This is a messenger RNA of Bombus pascuorum, 2166 nucleotides long. RefSeq names its product trypsin-1-like. The transcript is spliced from 5 exons. NCBI's taxonomy places the organism in Eukaryota, Metazoa, Arthropoda, Insecta, Hymenoptera, Apidae. Gene Ontology annotation, biological process: proteolysis. Bases 305 to 1633 code for a protein of 442 amino acids. Gene Ontology annotation, molecular function: serine-type endopeptidase activity. The record is from RefSeq and is a predicted model, not a curated record.
GUCACGUGAUAUCGAGAACGCAUUACGGAGGUCCACAAAUUAACCAAUAGCACGCUAUUUUGAAUUAUACACACUGAUGAUACGUCCGUACAUUGGUGGUUGGAUCUGUAUAUUAUUCUUAAUAAAUGCCUCAUUUUGUAAUCACUGCUGAUCCAUUAUAGAAAUUUAAUGAUAAAUGAAAGCUUAAGGUUAACAGUAGAAAAAUCACGUGCUUAUCUAUCGAAUAUUUUGUUAGCGAUGCAAAUGAUCUUUUUCCUUCCAUAAUACCAUUUUAAUUCAAGAACCAGGAAAGCUCAUUACAGAAAUGACACUCCAAUUUAAUAUUUUUACUAUAUGUUUAAUAUUUAGCAUAGCGUUAAUUAUGUCCUCGAAAACAGCAGGAAACUUAAAUAAAAAAGAAUUUGAGCCAUGGAGAUUAAAUAAUAACAUCCACAAUAAUCCAUUUCUUAAUAAUUCAGGCAACAGUGAAAUGUAUAAAAAGAAUCCUUUCUUAUCAAAUAUUAUAAAUAGUACUGAAUUGAACAAAACACCUGUAAAUAACAAACCACUCAAGGUAUCAGAAAGCUUUAUUCUUAAUAUAUCUACUUUUAAUAAUAAUCCUUUCGUACCACAUGAUUUUAGUACAACUAAUAUUCCAUAUAUUCCAAUAUUCCAGGCAUUUCCCAUAAGUAAUUCAUAUCUUAACUUAAGUAUGCAAAAUAAGAAGGUAUCAAUGGAGAAAAUUCCAAGUAUAACAAGUCCAUACACAGAUUCAAAAUCAAAGUCAGAACUUAAAUGUGAGGAAUAUGAAAGACAAAUCCUAGGCACAGCAAAUGCAUUGUCUUUAGUGGGUACAAAUCCAGAGGUGAUUACAAUAACUAAUCAAAAAUGUAAGACCACAAACCAUCUUGUUGUUGGAGGUAUCGAUGCUUCUCCUGGAGAAUUUCCUCACAUGAUUGCUUUAGGCAUUAAAGCUUUAGAUGGGUCAUUUAUUUUUUCAUGCGGUGGCACUCUUAUUGCUCCAGAAUGGAUACUUACUGCUGCACAUUGUACUUAUGGACCAAGAAGCCCUACAAAUGCUCGUAUUGGUAUGUCUAACUUGAGAAAUAAUCAACAAGGUAUCACAACUACGAUCAACAGGAUAGUACGACACCCAAGUUAUAAACCUCCUGCUAUGUAUGCUGACAUAGCUCUUGUAAAGCUAAGUACAGCUGUUGUCUUUAACAAUGAAAUAAGACCCGCUUGUUUAUACCAACAAUAUGAUACUGUGCCUAUGCAAGCAUGGAUCAGUGGUUGGGGAAUUACAGAAUUUGAUGCAGAAGAAGAGAGUGAUCAACUGCAAAAGGCUCUUCUUAAUAUUGUUGAUAACAUAGAUUGUGCGAUAAAAUACAAUCAGUCCAUGUCAAUAACAAUACCAUAUGGAAUUAUGCCAAGUAUGAUUUGUGCAGGAGAUACUCUCAGUGGUUGGAAUAAAGAUACUUGUCAAGGAGAUUCAGGAGGCCCCUUACAAAUACCCCAUCCAAGAAAUGAAUGCUUAUUUCAAGUAUUAGGUAUUACCAGUUUUGGACAAGGCUGUGCAAUUGUCAAUACACCUGGAGUAUAUACUAGAGUUUCACACUAUCUUAACUGGAUUGAAGAUAUUGUUUGGCCAUAAAUUUUGUUUUGUAUCAUUAAUGUACACCUUAGUUUGCAAAGAUAAAAAAUUGUUUAUUUUCCCAGCAACAUUUCGACUGAUUUAAAGAUUAAAAGUUAAAAAUACAUUUGAUAAUAAUGUUUAAAAGUGUAGUAAAGUGUUAUCUAUCAAUGUAUGUACAUAUCAAAUAAUCUUAUUAAUGUACAAAGUGAGUGUUAUUUUUAUGAUGACAUUAAUAUUUUCAGAUUAUACUAAUAUUGUUUGAAACAUGUGCACAUAGUACUAUAUAGUUGUAAUAUAGAUUGACUAGAAAAUCUUUUAAUCUGUAAGAAUGACUUCAGGGUGACUGUAAAUAAUAAGUGUAACUUCUGCCGGUAUUAGGCAUGAAAAUUAUACUCAAGAUAUCUUUGUAUCGUGAAUGGUCUUCCAUGUGAGACCAUCUCCAUAUGGUCCAUGAUUAGAUGGAAAAAGUAUAUGCCACCAACUUCUGUGGUAUGGAAUAUGAAGUUAUUAUUAUAUUGUAAAAUACUUAUUAAUAAAUAUUUAAUGUUUUA